Molecule: messenger RNA, 933 nt
Organism: Dendrobium catenatum
Lineage: Eukaryota; Viridiplantae; Streptophyta; Magnoliopsida; Asparagales; Orchidaceae
Product: transcription factor MYB26-like
Exons: 3
Coding region: 1-933 (310 amino acids)
Source: RefSeq, a predicted model, not a curated record
AUGGGCCACCAUUCCUGCUGCAACAAGCAGAAGGUCAGGAGAGGCCUCUGGUCGCCAGAAGAGGACGAAAAGCUCACCAAGUACAUCUCAACUUACGGCCAUGGCUGCUGGAGCUCCGUGCCAAGACGUGCAGGGUUGCAAAGAUGUGGCAAGAGUUGUAGACUAAGGUGGAUCAAUUACCUUAGGCCAGACCUUAAAAGAGGAAGCUUCUCUCCAUAUGAAGAAACUCUCAUCAUUGAACUCCACAGGAUUUUGGGAAACAGAUGGGCACAGAUAGCAAAACAUCUAACAGGAAGAACAGAUAAUGAAGUAAAGAACUUUUGGAACUCCACAAUUAAGAAAAAGCUCAUCGCUCAAGCUGUGGAAGGCCUCUCGCUUCCUAAUCUCUCAAACCAAAUUCCACCUCCUCAAGAUUUACUCCCACUAAGAUCAUUCGAAUUUCACACUUCUCAUGUUCAAGAUCAAUUUCAACCAGCUUAUAACCACCCCAGUAUAGCAGCACAAAUAUAUAAUUCCCAAGGCCUGCAACCUAACAUGGAAAAUCCAGCUCCCACCCAACCCUUGCAGCUCUCUGGUUCUUAUAGCUCCAUUUUGCCAUCUUACCCUCAACAGCAACAGCUUCAUCAACAUAAUCAUCAUGAACCCAACACAUUUUUCGACUUCGUCGAUCCGUUACGGUUCCAUACUGAAUCUAAAGGCGGCCUUAUCGACACAAAAAUUGGGAUUGCUAUGGAUAAUCAGCAGGUUAUCAACGAUCAGGAAUGGUUCAGUUCUCUAUCAUCAAUGCCUUAUUUAGAGAGCAGCUAUGGAUACAGCAGCCUGAUGGAGUAUAUGUAUGUUCUCACUGGGUCUCAUGAUCAGUCCUUGGCAGUGGUAGCAUGUGAUGAUCUUAACUCCAAUAACACUUCUAUCCAGCCAUAUUUGUUUCCCUAG